Messenger RNA from Dovyalis caffra, 714 nucleotides. The record is from the annotation of a GenBank genome assembly. NCBI's taxonomy places the organism in Eukaryota, Viridiplantae, Streptophyta, Magnoliopsida, Malpighiales, Salicaceae.
AUGGUGAAGCUAGCAUCAGCUAGAGAGAGUAGAAUGUACGGCCCACGAAUAGCUAGUAAUAGGGCAGAAUGUAUGAACGCAGAGCUCUAUGUGUUUGCAACUAUUGUGCUUAUUGGUGGGUUUGUGGCUCAAUUGUCAAAUGAACCCAAGUUAGGUCUUGCGCUUUUGCUUAUAGCUCUCCUAGGUAUUGUGGUGGUUAAUCUUCAUGAUCUUGUUGCUCAUCUAGCCGGGAUUGAUUAUCGGUUGCCUUUGAUGGGGUUUGAUACACAGCUUGCACUGGUUGAGUUUGCGGUUCCUGUGGUUCAGGCCUUGGGGGCUUCGCUUUCUUUCUUGGGUAUUCUUUUUCUUUUUAUUCAGGAAUAUGAGGGAUAUGGUCACUUCAAAUUGGAAAGGCAUGCUUUGAAUUUGCUUAUUGCUGGACCAGCUUUGUGGGUGCUUGGAUCCAUACACAACUCGUGCCAAAUAAAUGAAAGUGCUAAUGGGCAUGUAAAAAUCUUGCAAAAGAGUGUCCACAUCCCAUUUUUAAUGGGAAGUUUGUUAUUCUUGGUUGCGUCCGUUCUCAAUAUUCGUGAGCAAGCAGGAUGGAACCAUCAUGGACCGAAGUUACUGGUAAGCUGGCAAGACCUGGGUCUGGAUAGGCAUCUUUGGAAGUCUAAUGUUCUUUAUAGGGGGGUUAACGAAUGUAGUGAAAGUGUUCAAGAUGCAGCAAAUUGA